UAGCUGUCAAAAUUGAAUCGUAUACAAAACGAGCUCUGGCAGUCGAGACACGAAAGUUGAAACUGGAAAUGAGGGGUCGAAUUACUUGGGCUCGAGGACCAACUUUACCGAUCUCGUACUACUCCGAUAGUCGUAACUCCGCGAAUGACAUUUGAUGGCGCUAUCGUUGCACAUGACGCGAAAGCAGAAUUGGAGCAUAAAAGAUCUGGGUUCUCUCUCGAAAAUAUUCCUCUACCUGUUUCGAUCAUCCCUCUCUCUCAAGUCAGCGUUCCUGCGUUUCCUCGUCGUAGGUAGACACGGACGUUUCUCGCCGAAACGCAGUAUAAGCUCCGUGAUCGUAUAUUUACCAUGCCUGCACCUUCUUACACUUUCUACAGUCGAAAUAUCGAAGGUGCAAAAGGUGCAAUGGAAUAAAGCGCGAAAAUAAGAUAUUGCGUUUCCAGAGUAGAAAAGAAAACUUUUUUCUUAUUCCAACUAAUUCCAGCGGAAGAAAAGCAAGUAAGCUGAACGACUCGAGGGAGUCUUCUUCUCGAAUAACUCGAUCGGUUACAUUCGGCUAGUCCGGAGCGUUAUUUCUCCUGAGAAAAUGAAGGGCUAUAUUCAACGUGACGAGGAAGGCAAACCAAUCAUAGACAGCAAUGGAUUCGUUACAGUUACAUGUGAAGAUGAAAGCUUGGUGUUCCAACUACAUCUGUCAGAAGUUGAUGAAAAAGCGGAGCAAAUGUGUUUCAACGUCAAUGGUAGAGAUGUAUACAUCGAUAUAUGUCCAUGGGAAAUGAUUGAGAAUGAUUCUGAAAAUGAUAAAACAGAAAUAACUGAAGAUGAUAAAAUCAAUAUCCCAUCUACAAGUAAAAAUGGGAAUACGCAUUUUCCUUGGUGUGAUGCGUCGACAAAAAUCUUUUUGAGAGAAUAUAAGCUUAAGAAAGAAUUGGUAAGAAAUCGGAAACUAAAAAAUAUGAAACUUGCAUAUCAGGAAAUAUCGCAAAGCUUGCAAGAUAAUGGAUUUACCGUAUCUCCUUUACAAGUAGAGAAUAGAUUCAAAACACUGAAACGUGCUUAUAAAAAUAUGAUAAUACAUAAUAGAAGGAAUGGAAGAGGAAAAUAUAUCUGCAGUUAUGAACAAGAUUUAGAUGAAAUCUUUUCUAAAAGUCUCUUAAGUGAUGAUACAGAUAUGAAAGAAGGAACCACAGAAUCAGAAAAUGGUACAUUCAAUGCUGAAAGAAUACAUAAUUCUGGAAAGAAUAAUGAACAAUAUGCAAGAUUGGAAGCUCAGCAUAUGAAGCUAAUUGAUAAUCUACAAAACUAUCAGCGUAUGAUGAAGAAUUUAAUUACCAAGACAGAUAAUAGAAGUAAAAUUUGCAAUGAAACACAAAAUAAAAUCUUGCAAAUAUGUAUGGAAAUGCAUGAAACACAGAAAGAAGCAUAUGCUCGUGCAGAAGAACAGAGAGAAAAAGCCAAUAUACAGAGAGAAACAAGAAAUAAUUUACUUGAGGAAAUUUUAACAAUCCUAAGGUCUAGAAAGGAAACAUAAUGUAAUCAAUGUCAGAUAAGCAAAUGCAUAAUAUUUUGUUAACAUCUUUAAUAGUUACAAAAUGAUGAAUUAUUUAUUUUAUUAAAUCCAUGAUCAUUUAAGAAAUCCUGAUCAUUUUUUUGUUGUAUAAUUUAUAAUGUUACAAGAUUAACAUUCUCUUAUCUGGCAAUUUAUGACAGAUUGUAUAUUUAUGCAAUAUUUUUU
Molecule: messenger RNA, 1735 nt
Organism: Camponotus floridanus (Florida carpenter ant)
Lineage: Eukaryota; Metazoa; Arthropoda; Insecta; Hymenoptera; Formicidae
Exons: 5
Coding region: 587-1531 (314 amino acids)
Source: RefSeq, a predicted model, not a curated record